CUGGGGGAGGCGGCUGCAACCGUGGCUCCGCAGCGGGAGCGCAGAGAAGCCGAGGACCAGCAGGCAGGAUGCCGGCGCUCCACAGCCCGAGACUGUGUUUCCUGUGAGUCCAGAUGUGUGAUCCAGAUGUGCUGCAAUGGUGACAUAAACUGUUGACUGAGACUAGGAGCGUGCCUGAAACUCCAUCCCUCCUCCUAAUUUUUUUUUAAUGGUGCUUCUAUUGGAAUAGUCAACAAAGUGCAUCCAACAUGAGUUUUAUCAUGAAACCUCACAGACACUUUCAAAGAACAUUGAUUCUGCUUGCCACCUUUUGUAUGGUAAGCAUUAUUAUUUCUGCUUACUACCUGUACAGCGGCUACAAACAGGAAAGUGAAGUCGCCGGGCGGGCUUUGGAAGUGGACUGUGGUGACCUCCAGCAUAUACCACCCAGGCUGAUGGAAGUGAGGAGGACAAUGAUUUCUGAUGCUUCCAGGACAGACCCCACAGUCCUGGUGUUUGUGGAGAGCCAGUACUCAUCCCUUGGUCAAGACAUCAUUAUGAUGCUAGAAUCCAUCCGGUUCCAUUAUCACACUGAAAUCGCUCCUGGAAAAGGAGACCUUCCGGCGCUUACGGACAAUGUGAAGGGCAAAUAUGUUCUCAUCAUAUAUGAGAAUAUUCUAAAGUAUAUAAACAUGGACUCUUGGAAUAGAAGCCUUUUAGAUAAAUACUGUAUAGAGUAUGGUGUGGGUAUCAUUGGAUUCCACAAAACCAGUGAGAAAAAUCUACAGAGCUUUCAGUUCAAGGGCUUCCCCUUUUCCAUAAGUGGAAACCUGGCAGUAAAAGAUUGCUGCAUUAAUCCUCACUCCCCACUCCUUCGUGUGACCAAAUCAUCCAAGCUGGACAGAGGUUCUUUACCUGGAACUGACUGGACAGUUUUUCAGAUUAACCACUCCACCUACCAGCCAGUAAUAUUUGCCAAAGUUAAGACGCCAGAAAACCUUUCUCCACCCAUCUCUAAACAUGCAUUUUAUGCCACUAUCAUACACGACCUGGGGCUUCAUGAUGGGAUCCAGCGAGUUCUUUUUGGCAACAACUUGAACUUUUGGCUGCACAAGCUCAUCUUCAUAGACGCCAUCUCCUUCUUGUCGGGGAAGAGGCUGACACUGUCCUUGGACAGGUACAUCCUUGUGGACAUUGAUGACAUCUUUGUGGGGAAGGAGGGCACAAGGAUGAAUGUCAAAGAUGUGAAGGCCCUGCUUGACACUCAGAAUCUUUUGCGCACACAAAUCACAAAUUUUACAUUCAACCUUGGAUUUUCAGGGAAAUUUUAUCACACAGGAACUGAAGAGGAAGAUGAAGGGGAUGACUGUCUGCUGGGGUCUGUGGAUGAGUUCUGGUGGUUUCCUCACAUGUGGAGUCACAUGCAGCCCCACCUCUUCCACAAUGAGUCGUCUUUAAUAGAGCAGAUGAUUCUCAACAAAAAGUUUGCCUUAGAGCACAGCAUCCCUACUGAUAUGGGGUACGCAGUGUCCCCUCACCAUUCAGGUGUCUAUCCUGUCCACGUUCAGCUUUAUGAGGCCUGGAAGAAGGUUUGGAAUAUUAAAAUCACCAGCACUGAAGAAUACCCACAUCUGAAACCAGCUAGAUAUCGGAGAGGCUUCAUCCACAAAAACAUCAUGGUUCUCCCAAGACAAACCUGUGGGCUCUUCACCCAUACAAUUUUCUACAAGGAGUAUCCAGGGGGUCCCAGGGAACUGGACAAGAGUAUUCAUGGAGGGGAGCUCUUCUUCACUGUGGUUCUCAACCCAAUCAGUAUUUUCAUGACCCAUUUGUCUAACUAUGGGAAUGACCGACUGGGAUUAUAUACAUUUGUGAAUCUAGCCAAUUUUGUGCAGACCUGGACCAACCUGCGUCUUCAGACCUUGCCUCCGGCUCAGCUGGCUCACAAGUAUUUUGAGCUCUUUCCUGAUCAGAAAGACCCUCUCUGGCAGAACCCCUGCGAUGACAAACGCCACAGAGACAUUUGGUCUAAAGAGAAAACCUGCGAUCGUUUACCAAAAUUCUUGGUAAUAGGACCCCAGAAAACUGGUACCACUGCCUUGUGUCUGUUCCUGAUUAUGCAUCCUUCCAUCCUUAGUAACUCCCCCAGCCCAAAAUCCUUUGAGGAGGUACAGUUCUUUAAUAGAAAUAACUACCACAGGGGGAUUGAUUGGUACAUGGAUUUCUUCCCAGUCCCGUCUAAUGUCACCACUGACUUUCUGUUUGAGAAGAGUGCUAAUUACUUCCAUUCAGAGGAUGCUCCCAAGAGGGCUGCUUCUCUAGUCCCGAAAGCCAAGAUCAUCACCAUACUCAUUGACCCGUCAGACCGAGCAUACUCCUGGUAUCAGCAUCAGCGAUCCCAUGAAGACCCCGCAGCUCUGAAAUUUAGCUUCUAUGAAGUGAUCUCUGCUGGGCCCAAUGCACCCUGGGAACUCCGAACCCUGCAGAAGAGAUGCCUGGUCCCUGGGUGGUAUGCCAGCCACAUCGAGAGAUGGCUUGUUUAUUUCCCUCCGUUUCAGUUGCUAAUCAUUGAUGGACAGCAGCUAAGAACUGCCCCUGCGACAGUGAUGGAUGAAGUCCAGAAGUUUCUAGGAGUCUCACCUCAUUAUAAUUACUCCGAAGCUUUAACGUUUGAUUCUCAUAAAGGCUUCUGGUGUCAGCUGCUGGAAGAAGGGAAAACAAAAUGCCUUGGGAAGAGUAAAGGAAGAAAAUACCCGCCAAUGGACUCUGAUAGCAGAGCGUUUCUGUCCAGCUACUACCGCGACCACAACGUGGAGCUCUCGAAGCUGCUGCACAGGCUGGGGCAGCCUUUGCCCUCAUGGCUGAGACAGGAGCUGCAGAAAGUGAGGUAGCAUGGAGAAAAGAAACAGACCUCAUCCAGAGCUCACAGACAAUGCUACCAAAAAGCCGUCAAACACAUACCUCUGCAUCACAGAAAACGAGCAAGGCUCUUCCAUGUGCUGACAUGUGGGUGAUUGUGGAGGGUCGGGCAUUAAAAAAAAGUAUCUUUAAGAAGCUUCCAGGCUUAUGGCCUUCCACUUAACCUUUAUCUGAUUUGUGUGGAACAGCAACCAACAUAAAUUUUAAAACAAAACAGAAAACAGAAACACUGAAGCAGACCUGUACCAUUUCAUAGUAAUAUUUACAAUUUUGUAUCUUGGCUACAGUUGUUAUUUCUGUAGAUUUCUGGACCACUGUUCUACUGUAAAAUGUUUUCUGACUCUAUUCUGUGAAGUAUCCUAUAAACAUCACGAUGGAGAAUUACAAGUGUAGGAAAAUGCUGCCAGCAUAGGCCAUGGUUGUGUGAGAGCAGGGAUGGGGAGCAAUCUGUGGACUUUGUCUUCAAACAGAGAAGCAAAGGAGGUGGUUCUCCUUGGACAUAGUCCAGUGAGCUCGUGCUGAUGUAGCUCUGUAUGUAUGGUAAACUUGGCAGACAGUAAACAGAAACACAUUCUGACAUCAAAAUAGUGAACGUUAAUGGAAGAGUAUUGACUAAAUCCUCUCAGAAAGAGAUCUGGUGAACAUCUAAAGAUACAUCAUACAGAUACAUAAAGAUACAUUGAGAACUCUUUGCUUUCUGCUGUAAGCUGUUGGUCUAUUUUGGCCACCUCCAGUUGCACCAAAAUGCAUGUGGAGCCUGCAGGAAGUAUUCUCUCUGAGUCAUAGUGACCUUUAAAUGUGCAGAGCAGGGACUGGAGAAAUGUCUCCACAAC
Messenger RNA from Mus pahari (shrew mouse), 3731 nucleotides. It is a transcript of the gene Ndst3, whose product is annotated as N-deacetylase and N-sulfotransferase 3. The record is from RefSeq and is a predicted model, not a curated record. The transcript is spliced from 14 exons. Gene Ontology annotation, cellular component: Golgi apparatus. NCBI's taxonomy places the organism in Eukaryota, Metazoa, Chordata, Mammalia, Rodentia, Muridae. Bases 249 to 2870 code for a protein of 873 amino acids. Gene Ontology annotation, molecular function: heparan sulfate N-sulfotransferase activity; deacetylase activity.